This is a messenger RNA of Anopheles funestus (African malaria mosquito), 3030 nucleotides long. RefSeq names its product splicing factor 3A subunit 1 (gene Sf3a1). NCBI's taxonomy places the organism in Eukaryota, Metazoa, Arthropoda, Insecta, Diptera, Culicidae. Gene Ontology annotation, cellular component: catalytic step 2 spliceosome; U2-type prespliceosome; U2 snRNP. Gene Ontology annotation, biological process: mRNA cis splicing, via spliceosome; regulation of alternative mRNA splicing, via spliceosome. Bases 111 to 2582 code for a protein of 823 amino acids. The transcript is spliced from 3 exons. Gene Ontology annotation, molecular function: protein binding; RNA binding. The record is from RefSeq and is a predicted model, not a curated record.
CCGCCUGACUUGACAUUUGGCUGUCAGUGUUUACGGUAGCGAAAAAACAAGCUUGGCUUUACGGUAUUUUGCUGCAGAUUUGUCUCAAUUUACAGAACAUAUUGUAAAAUAUGGCUGAAGUACAAAACAACGGUACCGAAAAGGAAGUCGACGUGGAGAAGCCAGCGCCAACGCUUUCCGGUCCAAUAGUGGGCAUUAUUUAUCCUCCACCGGAAGUGCGAAAUAUCGUCGACAAGACGGCUAGUUUCGUUGCCCGUAACGGUCCGGAAUUCGAAAGCCGUAUCCGACAGAACGAGCUUGGAAAUCCUAAGUUCAACUUUCUUAGUCCCGGCGAUCCGUACCAUGCAUACUAUCAGCACAAGGUUCAAGAGAUACGUGAAGGUCGCACCGACAAUUCGUCCGCGGGAACAGGGACAGCAUCGGGCGGCUUACAAAAAGCGCAGGUGCCUAGUGCCACGCAACAGAAGCAGCAGGAGCUUCUGAAAGCCGUUACCGAGCAGCAGUUCGUUCCGAAAGAUCCGCCACCAGAGUUUGAGUUCAUUGCGGAUCCGCCCUCGAUUUCGGCGCUCGAUUUAGAUAUCGUCAAAUUGACGGCUCAGUUUGUCGCACGCAAUGGGCGCUUGUUUCUGACUAACCUCAUGAACCGUGAACAACGGAACUGUCAGUUUGAUUUUCUUCGGCCGCAACAUUCGCUAUUCCAGUAUUUCACCAAGCUGCUCGAACAGUACACGAAGAUUCUGGUGCCGCCGAAGGAUUUGAUGAACAAGCUGAAGGUGGAAAGUGCGCCCGGUCGCAGCAGCAUGAACGUUGUACUGGAACAGGUAAAGUAUAGGGCGAACUGGAUGAAGCAUCAGGAAAUGCAAUCUCGCCGGGAGGAAGAGAAAGUAGAGAGGGAGCGUAUCGCGUACGCGCAGAUCGAUUGGCACGACUUUGUCGUGGUAGAGGUGGUAGACUAUCAACCGUACGAGUCAGGCAAUUUUCCUCCACCAACAACACCGGACGAGGUCGGUGCCCGUGUGCUAAUGGAGGAGCGGAUGAAUGAGGAAGAUCACGACAUCGAGAUGCAGAUCGAGUCGGACAAUGAUGACAGUGACGAUGGUCCGCAUCGCAGUGGCACCGAGGGCAACGGACAGGUGAAGCUAUCGCAGAUGGAAAAUUUGGUCGGUAAGCAGCAGAAAGAUAAUACCCAGGUACAGGACAUGGACGAGUCGUCCACCUCUGGCGAUGAGGAAGGCGAUCGCACUAAAUCACUUCCGGCUCCGGUUGCCCCACCAACGCACGACAAGGUCAUUGUGAAGAAGUACGAUCCGAAACAGUCGCAGAAGGUGCAGAAGCCGGUACCGGCAGCAGCAGACGAUUAUCUCAUUUCGCCCAUUACGGGUGAAAAGAUUCCUGCGGCAAAGGUGGCCGAACAUAUGCGCAUCGGUUUGCUAGAUCCGCGCUGGGUCGAGCAGCGCGACAAACACAUCGAGAAGGUGGCACAAGAAAAUGUGUACGCACCAGGUGCGGCAAUCGAGGCUAGCCUGAAGCAGCUUGCAGAACGUCGUACCGAUAUUUUCGGUGUCGGUGACGAAGAAGCGGCCAUCGGUAAGAAAUUGGGCGAGGAGGAACCACGUAAGGACGAUCGUGUCACUUGGGACGGACACACAUCGAGCGUAGAAGCGGCCACACGAGCCGCUCGUGCAAAUAUUACGCUCGAAGCACAAAUUCAUCAGAUCCAUAAGGUGAAGGGAUUGAUACCGGACGAGGAGAAAGAAAAGAUUGGUCCAAAACCAAUACCCGGCACGAUGUCAACAUCGUCCAAGUCUAGCCUACAGCAUCAGCAGCAACAACAACAGCACCAGCACCAACAGCAGCAACACCAUCAGCAGCAGCAACAACACCAUCAGCAGCAGCACCAUCAGCAGCAGCAACAUCAUCAGCAUCAACACCACCACCAUCAUCAUCAGCAGCAACAGCACCAGCACCAGCAGCAACAACAAAAUCCACAGCUUGCUCAAAUGCAAUCACAAAAAGGAAUGCCCCAAAUGCCACCCCAUCCCAUUCCUCCACCGGUACCGCCAAUGAUGAUGAUGGCCAUGGGACCGCCACCGUUCGCCGUCGGUACGUACGUGUCGCCGAUGGCACCGCAUGCGGCCCCACAAAUGCCAGCUGGUGGCGGUGCACCUGUCCUGGCAGAUGCACAGCAACAACAGCUGGUGGGUCAUGAUAUCGCAACGGCGAUGGAUGAACCGCCCAGUAAAAAGUCACGCACCGAGGAUAAUCUGGUUGAGGAAAGCGUCUUCCUUCAGCGUCACAGUGCAACCGGUCCUAUCACUGUACAGGUGCAGUGCCCUAACAUGACCGAGAAGAAUGAUUGGAAGCUAAAUGGGCAGGUUCUUUCACUGUCGGUCAAUCUGACCGACACGAUCAGCUCGGUUAAAGCGAAGGUACAAACGGAAACGGGAAUGCCACCUGCGAAGCAGAAAAUAUUCUACGAUGGUAUGUUCUUCAAGGAUAACAACACCAUCGCCUACUAUAAUUUACUGAAUGGUGUAACGGUCGCACUGCAACUGAAGGAACGUGGUGGACGAAAGAAAUAAGCUUACAGCACGAUACGAAAGAAAGCAGAAAGCUACAGUGCGGCAGUAGUGGAUAAUAAUUAAUUGAACGUGGUAAUUGCACAUAUAACCAGCAUACAUUUAUUUGAUCGAGCGUUCCGAGUGACUGGAAGAUAAUACCGAUAUUGAAGAGGCAACAGCAUACAUAGGUACACACAUGUAGAAUUACACAAUACAGAAAUUGGACUUGAUUUCCCUCUGCAAAUUGCGCCAGUUUCGCAAAUCUAACGCCGCUAAAAUCAGAACCUUUCCUUCAGUAGGUUAAAAGUGUGCUUUGGAACAAAUGAUUCUAUUCAAUACCUACAUUUCGUGAACUAAAUUAACAUAUUGGUACAGUACCUACCACUAUAUAGCAACCAAAAAUCAUGCAGAAACGUCAAACUUUUUAAUGAAAAAAAUUAAUAAAACAGAUAUUAAAGUUUUGCUUUUG